This is a messenger RNA of Mesorhabditis belari, 3111 nucleotides long. Lineage: Eukaryota; Metazoa; Nematoda; Chromadorea; Rhabditida; Rhabditidae. The record is from the annotation of a GenBank genome assembly.
AUGGCCGAAUUUCAACAAUUUGGGCGUCUGGUUGCGCAAAUGCUUGACACAGACAACACGAAGCGAAAAGAAGCCGAGGACCAAUAUGAAAAGAUCGACCUUUCACAGAAGAUCACCCUCUUGUUUCAACUCUACUUGGAGCGCUCUGCCUCGGAAGAUAUUCGGUCAAUGGCUCUUGUUUUGACGCGACGCCUAUGGGAUUUCGACUUCGAGGCCGCUUUGAAGGUGCUGAGUGCCGAACAACAAGGUCAAUACAUCGAGGGAAUCUUGCAUGCGGCCACCGAGGAGCCAUCGCUUCAAUUGCAAAAGAAGUUAGCCGAUGUCAUCUCGCAAUUUGCAAUGAACAUGAUUGAUGAGGAAAGUGGCGUCCAGAAGUGUGGGAAGAUCAUUCAAUUCAUCGAGCACUGCAACUCGUCUGCCAAUGCGAAUUUGAAAGUUGUGGCGAUGUCGAUUAUCGAAGAAGUGCCAAACGUCUUUGGACUUGAUCAGGACAAGUACUUGCCAGGGAUCAAAGCCAUCUUCCAAGCGUGUUUGGUCCACGAAGCGGUCUAUGUUCGCUCGGCUGCUGUUAAAGCGUUUUUUUAUACUUUACUGAUUUGGGUUUGCCAACAUAUUGUCACUACAUCGGAAGACGAUGAUGUCCCUCUACAAUCACUUUGCGACUUGGUCACCACUGUGCCUAAAACGUUGACGCCAUACCUGAACGACAUCUUGGUGUUCGCGCUUACGACCGUGAAGAACACCGAAUUGGAGGAGUCCUACCGCCAUACGUCUCUGGAGAUCAUCGCGUCUUUCUGCGAGGCAGCACCAAACAUGAUCAAGAAAAGAGCCGCUCAGCUCAUUCCAACAAUGUUGGAAGUUUGUAUUCUCUCUAUGACGGACUUGGAAGAUGACACAGAAGAUUGGCUUUCCGUGGAUGAUGCUGACGAGGAUGUCGAAGAAGAUAAUGCUGCUCUUGGAGAAACGUCAUUGGAUCGAAUCUGCUGUGCUUUGGGCGGCAAGGCCACUUUUCAGCCGGCGUUGGCAAUUGUUUCACAACUUCUCAACAAUGGUGAUUGGAAGAAGCGGCAUGCGGCCAUUUUCACACUAUCGACAAUUGGCGAGGGUUGCAAAUCGGUGAUGGAGGCAAAGAUUGUGGAAAUUGUUGAGAAAGUUAUUCCAUACCUUCUUGAUGAGCAUCCACGUGUUCGUUACGCAGCCUGCAACGCCUUGGGACAAAUGUCGACCGAUUUUGAACCUACUCUUCAGAAGAAAUGCCACGAGAAGGUUGUACCUGCUCUUGUUCACACUCUAUUGGACUUAUCGGUGAUGCGUGUGGCCGCCCAUGCUGGUGCAGCUUUGGUCAACUUCAGCGAGGAGUGCCCCAAGAACAUCAUCUCUAAUUAUUUACCGGAUAUGAUGAGCUCUCUCGAGCAAGUUUUGGAAGCGACUUACAAACAUCUGGUUGAGAAAAACAAGAAGUUGGUUCUCGAGCAAGUGAUAACAACUAUUGCGUCAGUUGCGGAUGCGGCCGAGGCUGAAUUCAUUCACUAUUACGAUCGAAUGAUUGUGCCUCUGAAGUUCAUCUUGCAAAACUCUGGUGGUGACGACUACAAGCUGCUUCGAGGAAAGACGAUCGAAUGUGUCUCACUUAUUGGGCUUGCUGUUGGACGGGAGAAGUUUGCGAAUGACGGGCAGGAAAUUAUGAACAUGCUUGCUGAUACGAUGCCAAAUCUUCCACCUGAUGAUCCACAAACCACUUACAUGAUCAGCUCAUGGACCCGGAUUUGCAAGGUUCUUGGACCAUUGUUUGCUCCGUAUCUUCCGCUUGUGAUGCCACCAAUUAUUCGGUCCGUCGAGUAUGCUCCCGAAGUGACUGUUGUUGACGACUCGGAAGCCAAUGAAGAUGAUCCUGCAUGGUCGUUCACGUCUGUUGGUGACAAUCGCUCGUUCGGGAUCAGAACGGCUGGAAUUGAGGAAAAGGUCACCGCUUGCGAAAUGCUCGUCUGCUAUGCUAGAGAGUUGAAAGAAAUGUUUGGUCCUUAUGUCGAGCAAGUGCUGCCACAUGUUCUCAAGAAUCUGAAGUUCAUGUUCCAUGAAGGAGUCAGGGAGUCGUCGGCUGAAGUGUUGCCAGCAUUUUUGGAGUGCUUCAAGCAACAAGGACCUGAAGUGAUGUAUCGGCUCUGGCAGACCUACUACCCGGCUUUGGAGGAAGCAUUGAAUUCCGAGCACGAUCUAGAUGAACGCCGUAAUCAACGAGAAGCUAAAGAGGUGGAUGAAGAUGCCGAUCCAGAAGACGCACACGAUAAUGCUGAUGAAGAUCAGGAAAGUGAUGCUAACUUGCUCGGUCGCGUGUCAGAUCUCUUCCAUGCUUGCUUCAAGUCGUUCGGUCCAACUUUCUACCCAAUGGUCCAAUCGAUUAUUCCUGGUAUUGUUGCUAUGAUUGAUCAAAGUCGCGAUUUCACGGAUCGUCAAUGGGCUGUUUGCAUGGUGGACGAUUUGAUUGAGUUCGCUCCAAAAGAAGCACAGCUCAUCCAACAAGCUUUUGCUCCUCGUUUGGUGGAGUGCUUGAAAGAUCAGCACCCUGAAGUGCGUCAGGCUACGUCGUAUGGAUUUGGAGUUAUGGCUCUUCAGGGCACACUUUUCACCGAUGUCUGCGUGCAAGUGCUUCCACUUCUGGCUGAAAUGAUUUCUCAACCUGAUGCUCGCGCAACUGAGGAAGGCACCACUGCUACCGAGAACGCUAUUUCUGCUGUCGCAAAGAUCUUGAAGCACUGUGGAGGACAAAUUGAUCAAGCUCAAGCUAUUCCACUCUUCCUCUCGUGGCUUCCAACAUGGAAUGAUCCUGAAGAGUCUGUUCACAUCUAUGGCUUCUUUGCUGAUCUGGUCGAAUCAAAUAACGCUUAUGUCUUGGGUGAGAACAACAGCGGAUUGCCUCUGAUUUGUCGAAUAGUUGUGCUAGCUUUUCACAACGGAGCUUUCGACGAUGAGGAUGAAAAUGUGACACCAGUCAAAACUCGGCUUUCAAAUAUUCUUCGCACGCUUGCACAAGAUCACGCUGUCUUCAGCAGUUGCAUCCAAGCUGCUGGACUCAACGAAGCCGAACAAGCCACGGUCAACAAGAUUGUUUCU